AUGACGAAUUCGACGGGUAGUGUGGGGAACCCAUACAAGUGUUUUUAUGGACCAGUGAUGUGUCUGUCUAUUUUGAUUUACCUUUUCAUCUACAAGGAGGGAGCCGGGCAAACCAUACCAGAAUGGGAAUUUCCAGAAGCCUCACCUCUCUUUAAGCUUUUGCCAGAAGAGAAAUACAAAUCCAUGUUCCUGUAUAAUGACAUUUGGCUAGGUCCAAAGAAUUACUGUGAAUGUGUCAAAAAGGACAAACUGCAGGUCUAUCAAUUGGAUAGUUAUAUUGACAAGGACAAACUUGCUUCGGUCACAAAAAGACGUGAGAAAGAAUUCAAGAAUGAUCAGAGAAGAUAUUCUUAUCAGAAAAAAGAUGUCCUUGUUGCUCAACCAAACGUCCCCUUAAGCUACCCCAUUCAAGGAGCUGAAGUGAUGCCUUUGCACACCAUUGUCAUCCCAGGGCUUAGUUUCCAUGGAGAAAAUACUGAGAAACAGAAGGUGACCCUAGAGGCAUCCUUUGGUACUUUAGACACACUUGCCGAUGUUCCCCAAGACAUAAUGAAUGGGCGAGGAAAGAAAAAACUGAUCAUCUCUACUGCUCAUGUGGACCUGUUAAACCACAUCUUGAAGCAUGUCACAUACACUAGUACAGAGUACUUACUAGACACAGUGGACUUUGUGAACUUUACAACAGGGGAUCACCAUGUGCGGUUUCCUGUGACUAUCCGGCAGCCAUACAUGCCGAAGCUGUUUGAUCCAGGGCCAGAUAACAAUAUCCGUGAUUUAGUGACCAUCACAACUAAGACUUUCCUCCGUUACCACAAGCUGCGGAUCCUGAUCAAGAGCAUCAGGAAAUUUUAUCCAGAUAUAACCAUCAUUGUGGCAGAUGACAGCGAACAUCCGGAGAAGAUUGAAGAACCCAAUGUCGAACAUUUCAUCAUGCCAUUUGCAAAGGGUUGGUUUGCAGGAAGAAAUCUUGCUAUCUCUCAGGUCACAACAAAAUACUACCUUUGGGUGGAUGAUGACUUCUUGUUCACUGAGCAAACCAAGAUUGAGGAAUUUGUGGCUGUGUUGGAGAACACCAACUUGGAUGUGGUUGGUGGUGCUGUUCAAGGAAAUGAUUACAAGUUCCGGGUCAUUUAUGAGGAAGGAGAAGACAGCAGCUGUGUACACCUCAGAUUUGGCUCUUAUCAUCGCUUAGAAGGCUUUCCUCAUUGCGUGGUCGCCAAUGGUGUGGUCAACUUCUUCCUUGCUCGUACAGAGGAAAGCAGAUGUGUUGGGUUUGAUCCAAAGCUGCUGAGGGUGGCUCACUCCGAAUAUUUUGUAGAUGGACUGGGGCGUUUACGGGUCGGUUCCUGCAAUCAUGUGAGUGUGGGUCACCAACCUCAUGAUACUGCAAAGGAUUUGGAGGAGCGUAAGGCUGAACAGACAUACAGUAAAUUCCGGGCCAACACAGAGACUCAGGUCCAUUUUAAACUAGCUUUGCAAUUCUUCAAGAACAGGAUGAAAUGCUUCUCACAGGGAUGACUGCUCUCUUUCAAUGUCGCUUUCCCUUACCUGUCGCCCCAGGUGAAGUUUCUUUAUGGCCUUGGACUGGACUCAAAAGGCCAUAGUUUGGUUUUACAGCCACAGGUUGGCCUUGGAAUUAUAAAACCAUGGAAUUAAAAAGGAAGUUCUGAUACACCUCACUUUUAAGGUACUGCUGAGAACAUUUAGGGGAAGGACUUCUUCCUCCAAAAUUACAGGUUUUGCAAAUCUUGGUGUUCUUCCACACCUGUGUCCAACCUCACUCUUGAAUAUGGUCGUAAUUGUUUUCAAUACAGAAGGACUGACAUUCAAAGAAUUGAAAUCACUGUCUGUAUAAAUGAUGAAUAAUGUCAUUUGAACUUAAAGGAAAUGAUUCACCGUGUUCAUAUGUAUAUCAACAGUGUGUUUACAUAAGCUUGUGCAAGCGGACUUCUUCAUUAUGACCCUACUUUCCCAAA
This is a messenger RNA of Anolis sagrei ordinatus, 1976 nucleotides long. RefSeq names its product beta-1,4-N-acetyl-galactosaminyltransferase 2 (SID blood group) (gene B4GALNT2). Gene Ontology annotation, molecular function: acetylgalactosaminyltransferase activity. The record is from RefSeq and is a predicted model, not a curated record. NCBI's taxonomy places the organism in Eukaryota, Metazoa, Chordata, Lepidosauria, Squamata, Anolidae. Gene Ontology annotation, cellular component: Golgi membrane. Gene Ontology annotation, biological process: UDP-N-acetylgalactosamine metabolic process; UDP-N-acetylglucosamine metabolic process.